Fulvia fulva is the source of this 1377-nucleotide messenger RNA. RefSeq lists its product as uncharacterized. The record is from RefSeq and is a predicted model, not a curated record. Lineage: Eukaryota; Fungi; Ascomycota; Dothideomycetes; Mycosphaerellales; Mycosphaerellaceae. The transcript has 3 exons. The coding region runs from base 1 to 1377 and encodes 458 amino acids.
AUGUUCCAGAUCAAAGCGGCUACAACUACAAACGAGAACAACACCAACAACCCUUGCACACUUACCGCCUCAACAGAACCCCCAGCAGUAUCCUCCCAGUAUCUACCUGUCUCUCCGGUAGCAACAAUGGGCCACAUCAAAUGGCCCCCCUCCCUCCUGCGCACCGACAUCCUAGGCGAAAUCACGGACACCUCCGGCCGCAAAAUCGCCCGCGACAUCGGCCGUGCCGUCUGGCUAGGCGGGAACUGCUACUACGCCUUUGGCGAUACGUUCUGCCAUGAUGUUAAGAACGAGUUUUGUGGUGUCACCAACAACUCGAUCGCGUAUGUUCCGGAUCCAAGGGGAGCGCCGACACAGUCUACGUAUAUUGAUUAUGCGGCUGGGAACCCAGGGGCGGUGAGGGCGUUUGUGGGGUAUACUGAUGGUGAGAGACAGCAUUCAGUUGAUGCGCAGGGGAAGGAGAAGCAUGAUCGGGUGACGUGUUGGAGUUUUGGGGGGAUUGUGGAGGAUAGGGAGGGGUGUGGGAGUGGGUGGGUUUUCUUUGAUAAGAUGAUUACGGUCGGCAGUGAGAGUGGGAAGCAUUAUGGGAUUGGCGUUGCUCGCGCGACCGUUCAGCCGGACAAAUCGAUAAAGUUGGAAAGGCCGAUGGGCGAUGAGACAGUAUUCAAGGAGGGAGAGCCGAAAUUUGGAAGUAUCUCGCACCUCUGCGAUGACGACGGGUUCGUAUAUCUCAUGGGUGGAUACGAUCCUACUCCCGGAUCGCUGGACAUGCGGUGCCAUCUCGCGAGGAUCCGUCGGGAUGCGGAUUUCACGAAGCGGGAGAAUUAUUCCUUCUUCUGCGACUCGAUGGACAUGAAAGGCGAGUGGAGGCAGCAGUACGACGAUCCGAAUCAGUUGGCGAAGAUGGGAGACCUGGACAUCCAAGCUCAAGGGAAGUUAUUCAAAACCCCCGACUUCGCGCCCGAGGGACGACGCUACAUGUGGAUCGGCGUGAACAAGUUCAUGGCCGGACACUUCUACGUCGGCAGUGCUCCUGCGAUCACUGGGCCAUGGGAGGUGCACGACUUCGGAGAGCUGCCGAACGAUCCACAUCCAUACGAUGGCCAUUCCUCAGGUCCGAAGUACGCGCUGUAUCCAAACCCACGAGCUAGCGAUCUCGCGAGGGGGGAAAUGUUGUGCACCUGGACCGAUGCGGCGCAGAUGGGUGGGAAAGUGAUUGCGGCCAAGUUUUGGUUUGAGGGCGAUUACGAGAGACCGCCGCCGCCUGCGCCGGGUGUUGUUGAAGGUGGGCAGGGUGGCCACGGCGCUGAGCAUAAGCAUGGUGACGGGAAGGAUAAGCUCAAGAGGGACUUUUUGGGUGGGUUGUUGCCCAAGUAG